AUGAAGCUGCUUCUUUCUCUGACUCUCAUCUGGGUGCUCUCCAGCACAGGUGAAGCACUUGUGUGUGAAACUUGCACAAAUCCUAACUGUUCAACCACAGCAGCAGUUACAUGUGUAACAGAGACGAUGUGUAUCACAGCUUCCAUUCAAGUUGGGACUGCUGGACAGCAAAUCUACAAGGCCUGUGCCCCCCCCUCCCUGUGUCCAUCCACAGGCUCUCAGACAUUUUCAGUUAACUUGGGUGAUUUGAGUUCACUUGCAAGUGCUACAUGCUGCAGCACAGACAACUGCAACUCCGUCACUCUGCCUUACCCUGCGGCUCCAGCAGAUAACAGUCUAAAGUGUCACAUUUGUAGCCCCGGCACCUCUGAUUGCAGCCUUUCAUUACAAUGUAAGGGAACAGAGGAUCGCUGCUUUCAAGCCAGUGUGACAAAUGAGAGCGGCACUUUUCCCAUCUUUGGCUGUGCAUCUUUAAAUAUGUGCGCAGCUGCUACCAGCCUGAGGACAUUGCCUUUCAUGUCAAAUUCUUUGACCAAUAUCAGUGGACCAGCCUGUUGUGACACUAGUUUGUGUAACACUCUCACUGCAACAACGACAACCACUACCCCAACAACAACCACUAUGCCAAUGACAACAACCACGACUCCUACAACAACCACUACCCCAACUACAAUAAACAGUCACGUCAGGGCACCAGGUUACUACACAACAUUAGGAUCAGUUGGAAUAAAGGAGCUGAUUGCUAGAAUCUCGUCUGCUCGCUCUGCGUCUUCUGGCAGUGCCCCAGUGCUGAGGGAGUCCCUUUGA
Molecule: messenger RNA, 807 nt
Organism: Hippoglossus stenolepis (Pacific halibut)
Lineage: Eukaryota; Metazoa; Chordata; Actinopteri; Pleuronectiformes; Pleuronectidae
Product: integumentary mucin C.1-like
Exons: 8
Coding region: 1-807 (268 amino acids)
Source: RefSeq, a predicted model, not a curated record